AUCCACCAAAAUCAUCACCAAUCCACCAAAUUAAUUCGACAUACAUAAUUGAUAAUUUGCACUUUGCAGGCCCUUUUUUAAUGGGGAAAGGGCGACGAGCUGUUGGCCUGCUGCAGUGCUACUUCAAAAUGGGCGACGAGCUGCUGCGACGAGAAGGAGGGCGGCGGGGCGACGUCGAGGUGGAGGUGGCGGUCGUGACUCGUGAGGGAGAAGGAGGACGGCGGGACGACGUCGAGGUGGAGGCGGCGGGGGUUGUGAGGGAUGGGACUGUCGACCGAAUGAGGGGGUCGCCGGUCGUGAGGGAGAAGGAGUGGCGGCUGAGCGAGUCGGAGGCUGGGACUGGGAGGGUUAGGUCGAAGAGGAUGGAGGCUGUUGGCUGCGAAGUCGAACUGCGAGUCUGCGAAGGCCGAAGACGAAGAGGGCCUAGGGUUGGGUCGUUUUUUAUGCUUAGCCAAAACGACGUCGUAUCGUCGGUCGGUUAGCGUCGGUUAGCCGGUUAACCAGCUUCGGUUACUCGGCUAACCGCCUAACCAUGUUACAUUUCCGCCAACCGACCGCUGAACAUAAAUUUUGGUUUCCGGUUAGCCGCUAACCGGCAGUUAACGGUUAAACCGGCCGGUUAACCGCUAACCGGAAACCGAAUUGAAGCCCUAGUAGUCAUAAUGUAAUUGUUAUUGAUAGAAAUAAGUAUUAUUUGUUAUUGAUUUCUUUCGACCAAAAACCAAGACCAAGUCUCGCAAAGUCCAAUGUCUUAAGAACCAAUUCGAUUAGUCAAUUCAUGUGAUGAACAAAUCGAGCGAAUGCUUAAUUCGUCUAAUCGAAACGAAACAAGUUAACUCAAUCGAGUUGAAACAAAGUUGACUCUCCUUAUCAAAUUGUACCGAUCUGGAUUUGCUAUUGCUCAUUCUCAAUUGAGUUAUGGCAAAUAAGACUCUAUCGAAAUGCUACAAAUAUGUUUUACCUAGAAGGUCAUUCAAGAUUCGCUAUUGCAAAUCUUAAACAAAAAAACUAAAUUUUAUGUAAUUAUAUAUGUUUUAGCCCGGACAAAAAAUGGUGUCUACAGUUGCCCCCCUUUGUAUAUCUCUUAGUAUUGAGAGGUAUACAAAGCUCUUUUUAAGACACCGCGUUUUGACACUAUUAGUGAUGGGUCGAUUGUUUGGUUAUGAUGAUGCAUUCAAGUUGUUUGGGAUAAAACUAGCUAAACAAGUUGAAAGAUGGCAUAAGAAAGCAAUCAAGUUGUUUGGGAUAUGCAAAAUAUGUUCUUCGGGGUAUGACGAGCUGAACAUUUGUUGAUGGCAAUUAUAGGGUUGUCCGGGAUAUGACACGCUAGACAUUUUUAUAGACAAUGCGAUCAAACUGUUCGGGGUAUGACAUGUUAAACAUUUAUUGAUGGCAAAGCUCUAGGGUUAUCCGGGAUAUGACACGCUAGACAUUUGAAUAGACAAUGCAAUCAAAUUGUUCGGGGUAUGACAUGCUAAACAUUUAUUGAUGGCAAAACUAUGAGGUUGUUCGGGAUAUGACACGCUAUACAUUUUAAUAGGAAAUGCAAUCAAAUUGUUCGGGGGUAUGACAUGCUGAACAUUUAUUGAUGCAAGACCAUGGGGUUGUCCGGGAUAUGACAUGCUAGACAUUUUUUCAUAACAAUGCAAUUAAGUUGUUCGGGGUAUGACAUGCUAAACAUUUAUUGAUGGCAAAGCUUUGGGAUUGUCCGGGAUAUGACAAGCUAGACAAUCAAUGCAUGGCGAUGUUGGUAAUGAGUAUGGGAAAUCGUGGGAUGAGUAUGAUUAUGUCGUGUAAUGAAAGGUAAGUGAAGUGAAGUGUGAGAUAUAGUAUGAUUUGGAUUUUUAUGGUCCCAUGGCGUUAGAGCCAGAUUUGAGGUUUUUAUCCAUGGCGGUAUAGCCUGAUUUGGUUCUAUCUUGUUCCCCAUGGCGAUAUAGCCUGACUUGGCGUUUUUGCCUGUAGCCGUAUAGGCUGAUUUGGUUUAUGUAUGCCCCCAUGGCGUUAUAACCUGAUUUGGGUUUGGUUGGUCCCUUGGCGGUAUAGCAUGGUUUGAUUUUUGUUGUUUCUAUGGCAGUAUAGCCUGACUUGGGUUUCUUUAUAUCUUGGCGGUAUAGCCUGAAAUAAAUUCCUUUUUAUGGCGGUGUAGCCUACAAUGGUUUCCUUUCAUGGCGGUAUAGCCUGCAUUGGUCUUUUUGUGUGGCGGUAGGGCCUGUCUUCUUUCAUAGGUAUCGUGGCGGUAGGUUCUGAGUUAGUUCUUAGGUAUCGUGGGCGGUAGGGCCUGUGUUGGUAUUUAGGCAUCAUGGCGAUAGGGCUUGAGUUGGUAUUUUGGCGGUAUGGCUUGAUUGGGUGAGCUUCCCGUGGCGGUAUAGCCUGAUUGAUAAUGUGUGUCUUGGCGAUAAAAUUCAUGAGGAUAUGCGAAAGCUUGACUUGAUGACGAGUGGCAUAGAGUUGUGUGCUUGAUAUGAAGUGCCGAAUCAAGCAAAUUUUUGAGUCUAGGUGUAUCUUAGGUAUGUGUCAAAUUUGACUUGUAAAUAUUAUCUAGACGUCGUAUGGGCGGGAAAAUGCAAGAUGCUGUAUCACGUGAUAUUACAUGAUGUAAUGUCAUGAUUCGAAAUUUUGUUGAAAGGGUACUACCUGAUUGAUAUUUACUUUGGCUUUGAAUUCCUCGAAACUAGUCAUUUACUGAAUGAUGUCAUGUGAUAAGUUUGAUGCGUAUGCAUGUAUGAUGAGAUAUAUAAUGAUGUCUUGAAAGGUAUGCAAAGGCCAUGUAUGACCAUUCGUCGUAGUUUUGAUUUUUUUGUCAAGGAUUCUCUUAAAUCGAUCAUCCACAAGGAGCUAUGUCAUUGUCCCUUUUAAUUUUAUUGUGCUCACGCCGAAGUAGCAUAGGUAUCCCUGGUGGGUGCAUUCUUCCUUUGGCGUGAGUCAUCAUCUGGAGCUACUGGGCUUUCCAUCUAGUAUUUCCUCUUUGUCUCUUGAUUGAGUCUGAAGUAUUUAAUUUCUGGGACCGACGAAAAGUUGGUCCUUUGCUUGGACACCAGUGCUUGAGGAGUGAUGUAUUAGCCAUAUGAUCUUCAAUAUAUGUACAUGAUGGGUUGGUUAUGUAGAAGGAUCUCGUAGCAUGGUGGUAUCGGGAUAAUGUGCUCCCUAGCUUGAUUGAUCUUCUUGAUAUGCGACCGUGUAGUGUUUAGCUAAGAGGAAUAUGUCAUCUUGAUAACGAUGUAAUUGCACGUAUUUGCGCCCCUAGUUCUUACCCGUUUGAGGGGCAUAGUCGUGUGUUUUUGGCCUAUUUUAUGCUGGGUUGUGCUAUUUUUUCAUGGUUCAGGUCCCAGGUGUAAAAGGGAAGGCUAAGCACGAGUUUCGGGGCAUUCAAAAGUCAUUUCGGUGAAGCUGAGCCAAAACACGGGCACACCUAAACCAUUACACGGCCGUGUUCUGAGACUGUGCUUUUACUGCCGAGAGCUAAUUCGAGUUUGGCAAACAUUGGCCAAAACACGGGCAGGGCUGAGAUAGAACACGGGCGUGCUUCACCAAAGCACGGCCGUGUCCUCCCAAAAGCACGACCGUGUUUCUCCUAGUGUAAUUAACACUAGCCAAAGCACGGGCGGGCUGAGGCAUUACACGGCCGUGCCCUCGACCGUGCUUUGGCCACUGAUGCCCUUUUAAGCAGAUUUUCAGCCAAACAGAAGGAGAUUCGAGUUUUAGAGAGACAGAGCAAUUCCUAGAGAGAGAAAGCGACGAACAAGAGUUUCCAGGUGCCCUAGCUUGAUCUUCAUCACCAUUGGAGGCCAGUUUGAGCUUGGAGAAGUGCCAAUCAACGUCCAGAAGCAGGAAUCCAUCCUUCACGGUAUGAAUUCCGCGUCUGAUUCUGCUUUUGCUUCUUUCUCCAUUGAGUAGUUCUCCCAUUCAUCUGGGUAUGGAGAACCCUAGAUUUGUAUGUUAGGUUUGAUUGUAUGAACCCAAGUACUGAUUCUAUGAUUUGAUUAUAUUCGAUUGAGGUUUGAAUGAUUGAAUGACUUGAAUCCUGAUCAAAUUCCUGUUGUUUCUGCUUUAACCUAGAAUGAGAAUAUCUGCCUAGGUUGAUAGAGCAUCCUUGAUUGAAGGUAGGGAGUUGGUGACUUUAGUCGAGGAGCCAACUCACUAUUCUGUACCAGAUUUACUCUGGUAGUGGAGGUUUUGUUUGUUAAGGCCUCAAUCUGUUUACUCCGGUGGAGGUUAGUCGCCCGCUAGAGACUCAGAUUGAGAAGGUCUGAAGACUUUUAGUCGAGACUUCAGGCUGUUUAAGAACCUUCCGCAGUAUAACUAUCAUAGAAACUGAACUUGGUAAUUACAAUCCGGCUUAACUGCAGUCUAGGGGGAACCAUAUCCGGGUGACCUCUCUUAACCUGAAUACAACAGUUUACUUGCUUUGUUUGUUUGGUAGUUUAGACUUGCAUUCCAGUUUCAUUGCUAGAUAACAAGAAUUCACUGAGUAGUCAUCACAUCUAGGACCCGGGUUGAUAAUUAAACCUCAACCCGCUAUACUACCCUUUAGGAAGUGGUUUUACUUGGCCAAUUCCUGGAGUGACAGUAGAAGUGAGUCACAUCUCAGGUAUUGUCUUGUUGAUAUUGGUUUUCAUAGACAUGUUUGAUUGAACUCAUCGGGAAGUGUGAAGUAGAAAAUACUUUGUUGGGGGAUAGCUUCAGUAACCCAUUGGUUUAAUGAAUUCGGGGUAUCCUGAGAUAUUUUUGGGGCAAGAAAUUUGGAUAGUUUGCUUUGUGAGGGUUUGAAAUUCUUCAUCCUCCAGAAUACAUCAUUGUUAUUUGGGCACUUUAUGUCCCAUUGGUACCAAUUCUGAGUUUUGUGGUUUGCCAAUCUAGGAUCUCAAAGGCUUAAUCUUGAGUUGGGCACUUAGUUUGGUAAUCACGAGCUCCUUCUUCUAGCCAUGUUGCCUUAAGGAUGAAUUGGCUGACUGGUUGGAUACCCUGAAUUGAGAGUAGAUCGACUGAAAUUACCCAUCUAUUUAUGAGUGGAUGACCACCUUUUUAGUAUUUGAACUUCCUUCUCUUCUAGGUUGCACCAUUUUGCCCCCAGGAUAUGUUACUUUCUUUCCACCUUUCGGAACAAAAUGUGACUUUUACCAACCUUGACUUAAGAUGAAUACAACAAAGUUUGAGAAAUCUCAUUUGAGGAAGUAUGAUGGGAUUUUAGAAUUGAAAGCCUUGCAUGAGGGAAGAUUGUGCAACUUGAGAAAAAAUUUCUUUUGCGGUUGUUGCCACAUUGUUUAAGAAAUUGUUUUUCUUUUCGAAGUCAAGCCAUGAGAAUAUCCACAAGCCCUCACUUUUGUUCACACUCUCAUGCUCAAUUUCGCUCUCACUCGUUCCUAUGGGUGCUUCGAGUUUAUGAUACUUCGACUACUAUCAAGAUUCUAGUCACCACGCUGUUGAAAAAAAAUGUGCUUGAGGUAUAGACUUGCUGAUCUUGGAGAGUUCGAGCGAUCCUUGUAUGGUUUAGUGGUAAAAGUUUUCAAAGUUCCUUGAAAGAAUCUCGUGUCUUAUAUGACCCCAACCGUAAGAGUUAUCAUGUUUUGGGAAUCUGAAUUUUCCCACACGAGUGAUGGAUAAAUGAGACUUCCAUCCUUAGUCGUGUAAAUUUUGCUGAGGGAUUUGGCUUGCCCCCAGACAGAGUAUGAGGCUGACUGAUGGAUAAAGGAGAUCUGUGUUGAUGACGUCUCUUUUUAUUCAAGGAUUGUAGUUCACCUUGGUAUUUUGGAUAUAUUUUGACUCACGUUGCCCCCUUGUCUUGAAAUUUUGGUUAUGAGGGUAAGGUCGAGAAGUGAAUAACUAAGAUCCUUUUGAGUGCAAACUCGAAUGUGGAAAUUUCUUUGGUAGUUGUGAUCCUUAUUUGUCCUUGAAAGGAUGGGUAAUGAAGUUCGUGGUAUGAUUUAGGCGAGUUCUCCUUGGCAAUUGAAAUAAUGAAUGUCAAAGACCCUUGUGUGGUGCAAACAUGGUUGCUGAAGUCUUCCAUCAUGAGAUUUUUGCUUAUCUUGAAAGGGAGAGUUCAAGUGAUGGAAAAUGAGGAUGACCAUGGAGUGGAUUUUAGAUCAGACAGACAUUCUUCUCUUGGGUGCCCCGUCUUAUUCGAGUUUACUUGUGUCAUUUCUUCAAGCUUCGCAAAAGAAUACUCUUCAUUUGGAUAAGUGAUUAUUUUGAUGACUAGCCCCCGCAGGAGUGUGUAGACAGGUUGGUUGAGAGGGUGACUCUACAUCGCUUUUGUGACCACGUUGACGGUAGAGUCGAAAUCAUUCUUUUGGCAUUUUAGAAAAGGUAUUCAGUAACCUUCACUCGUGACUAGUUCGAGUAAUUAUGACUUCAAGGGCUCGUGUAGGGGUAUCUAACGUGUAAGUCCCAUGAGCUUUUUCUGAUUUUUCGUUGCCUUUUUGGCUUUUUUUUUUGCUUUUGCUUUUGCUCUUUUUUUUUUGUGUGGAAUUUACUUAGCUUUGUAAUUUCCCAUACAUGGUGUCAUUUUGACGCUUUUGAUUUUGAGCACCAAUGAGUUCGUCAAAUAGGAUCUUUCAGCUUCCCCAACCUUCUAGUCAUGAGGAUUCUGUGAGAAAUUUGAGAAUUUUGAUACAGUAAUUAGGCUACUUGUAACAUCCCGUUCUCUGCUUAUGCCAUGUGUAAGCAAAUCAUCAUCAUCAGCAGCAGUAGAUAGGUGUAUAGGUGGGAGCUGAGCAAGAGUUGAAGGCAAGAUGAGGUAUGGUCUUCAACUAUUCUGUGCUUGGACUACUACUCGGGAUUUUGGCCAGUGAUCCACACAUUUUUGUAAAAAUGUUUUGAGAAUGUUUUUCAUGUUCAUACUAGCUUCUGAUCUAGUGUGAGCUAUCCACAGGUGUGGAAAGUUGAUGAUAUGUAUAUAUGUUGUGUAACUAUGUAAGUUGUGACGAUUAUGGUAUGUAUAAGUAUGGUAUGCCGUUGUGGAGUAUGAAAAGUGUGACUAUGGCUAAGAAAAGCCAAUGCAUAUUGUUGUUAGUAUAUAUGUUUGUGAUGAAUUAUUUUUGCAGGAUAAGUUGCAAGAACUGUUAGCCCAUUACGCGAGUAAUUCAUGUCGAAAUUUUAUUUUGGUAAAUUUUGAUAAUUAAUGUAACACCCGAGAUUAUUUCCGCUGCAAUUGUAUGAACAAUAUGAUUAGGUAAUACAUAUAGGGUAGGGUGUUACAAUUUGGUAUCAGAGCCCGGUUACCUCUUUUUGUUGUUAUGGCGUACUAUACCCUAUGAGAGGUUAAACACUCCUAAGGAGGGGAGUACCCCAUAAUGACUUAAACUGGGAAUUGAGUUUGACAUGAUUAUGUGUAUUGGUAUAUUGGAUGAAAUUACCUGCAUCAUGGUUUUCAAAAUUGAGUUUUGAACUUAUUUGUUUUCAAGUAAUUAUUUUGGGAAAAUUUUUGUUUUAACCAAGAGAGAGAUUUGGUGAAGAAUGAAUUUUGUGUGGAUCAAGCUAAGGCCAAUAUUUCCUUGUAGCUCGCACGGAAGUUGUGAAAAUGUUCCUACUGACCAGUCGAGAGGAGUGGGGGCGGUUGAUGCAAGACCGCCAGUAUUAGACUAUGCAAAGAUGAAGAGUUUGGGUGGUAAGGACUUUAAAGGAGAUGUGAGUCCGGAUGCUGUGUUAGAGUGGUUGAGGGAGAUGGAAGAUGUGUUUGAGUAUCUUUAUGCGACCCCAGAGGAAAAAGUACAAUAUGUUGUUUUUCUCCUAAAGGGGUACGCAAGGAGCUGGUGGUCCUCAGUCUCUAGAGUUAAUGGUGAACGAGUUCAGUUCACCUGGGAGGAGUUUCUGAAGGCCUUUAAGAUAGAGUUUCUUCCCGAAGCUUUUAUCAAGGCAAAGAAUAAUGAAUUCGCCAACCUUAAGCAGGAGAAUAUGAUAGUUAUUGAGUACACCAUCAAGUUUGUUCCACUACUCUACUUUGAAGAUGGGUUGGCGGAUACUGAGCAUAAGAAUAAGAUGAGAUAAUUGCAUGGUCUGGGCAUAGGAUUGAAAGAAAAUAUCCACAGGGUUGAUGAAGAGAGCAUGUCCACAAUCAAGGAGGCAACACUUAAGUAUGAAGCCUAUGAAGUUGAGAGCCGAGAGGAACACAAGGGCAAAGAAGAGGAGAAGAAGAGGAAGUUUGGAGUAAAUUAUGUUGGACCUCGUUACCCACCCAGGAGAGGUCCCAGCAGUUUUGGGAGAACACCAAGUCAAUCUAUGUCGGGAACAUCAUACAGGGCACCAAUUUCCUCAGCCACACAAUUUCCAUUUUGUCAAGUUUGUCAGAAGAGGCAUCUUGGAGAGUGUAGGAGAUUUUCUCGUGUAUGCUUUCACUGUGGCCAACAUGGGCACAUCAUGAGGGACUGUCCGCAUUCGAGAGAAGUAAGAGCUACACAGUCAGAGCCUCUCACUCAUUCAUGUCAUAUACGUUUGCACAUAUGCUACGUUUAGUUCCAGAUAAGCUAGGUUAUACCUUAUGUGUUAAAACACCUGUGGGAGAUACCUUGAAGGUAGACUCAGUAAUUAGAAGUUCCUUCAUUUGUGUGGAAGGAGCUUUCUUAGCAGCAGAUUUAAUUCUGCUACCUUUUGAUGAAUUUGAUGUCAUCCUUGGAAUGGACUUUCUGGCAACACAUGGAGCUGUUGUGGAUUGUCAAAAGAAAGAAGUGUUAUUCAACACACCAGAUAAAGGUCAUGUUGUAUUUCGAGGCAUUAAGAAAAAGGAGACUCAUGGUUUUCUUUCUGCCUUGGAAGCUUUUUGAUUAGUGAAGGAAGGUUGUGAAGCCUUUCUUUCUCAAGUUACUGUAGUAAAUGAUAAGAAGGUUGAGGAUGUAGAGGUGGUAAGGGAGUUUCCUGAUGUAUUCCCCGAAGAACUUCCUGGCCUUCCACCAGAAAGGGAAGUAGAGUUUGAUAUUGAAUUGGUACCUGGAACAACACCAAUUUCAAGGGCACCAUAUAGAAUGGCACCAAUUGAGCUGAAGGAGCUUAAAGAACAAUUGCAAGAAUUGUUAGACAAGGGGUUUAUUCGACCUAGCAUCUCACCUUGGGGUGCACCGGUUUUAUUUGUCAAGAAGAAAGAUGGCUCCAUGAGAAUGUGCAUUGACUACGGAGGUUGAAUAAGGUGACAGUGAAGAAUCGUUAUCCCCUUCCAAGAAUAGAUGAUUUGUUUGAUCAAUUGCAGGGUGCAUCAGUUUUUUCUAAGAUUGAUUUGAGGUCUGGAUACCAUCAAUUGAAAGUGGCAGAUGGAGCAACUUCAAAGACAGCUUUUAGAACAAGAUAUGGGCAUUAUGAGUUCCUGGUAAUUCCUUUUGGACUCACUAAUGCACCAGCGGUAUUUAUGGCUCUUAUGAACAGAUUUUUCCAUUAAUAUCUUGAUAAGUUUGUGAUUGUGUUCAUAGAUGAUAUUCUCAUCUAUUCUAAAAGCGAGGAGGAGCACAAAACUCACCUUAGAAUUGUGUUGCAAAUUCUAAGAGAGAAACAAUUAUAUGCAAAAUUCUCAAAAUGUGAAUUUUGGCUGAAGGAGGUAAUAUUUCUGGGACAUGUAAUUUCUGGAAGAGGUGUCGAGGUGGAUCCGAAAAAGGUGGAAGCAGUGGUGAGUUGGGCUCCACCAAAAGAUGUGUCGGAGUUGAGAAGUUUUCUUGGCAUGGCGGGUUACUAUCGGCGGUUUGUCGAAGGAUUUUCUAAAAUUGCUGCACCAUUGACUAAACUGUUGAGGAAGAAUACCAAGUAUGUUUGGGAUGAACCAUGUCAAAAGAGUUUUGAUGAACUGAAGAAGAAAUUGACCACAGCACCAGUACUGGCUUUACCUUCAAACCAUGGAGAGUUUGUGGUGUAUAGUGAUGCCUCAUAUCAAGGACUGGGUUGUGUGUUAAUGCAAGAUGGAAGAGUUAUCGCAUAUGCCUCUAGGCAAUUGCGUCCUCAUGAAGUAAAUUAUCCCACUCAUGAUUUGGAGUUGGCAGCGAUGGUAUUUGCUCUCAAGAUUUGGCGACAUUAUUUGUAUGGUGAGACUCUUAAAAUCCUCACUGAUCAUAAAAGCCUGAAGUAUAUUAUGGAUCAAAAGGAUUUAAAUGGUCGCCAGAGGAGAUGGAUUGAACUUCUAAAAGAUUAUGAUUGUACAAUUGAUUACCAUCCAGGUAAAGCUAAAGUAGUUGCUGAUGCCCUAAGCAGAAAGGGGAAGAAGAAUAUAAAUGAUCUGGUUGAUUUGAGGGCAAUGAAUGUGGAUUUGGAAGUGGAUGGUGUGACAGGGUUACUAGCUCGGUUAAACAUUCGACCUUUGUUACACAACAAAAUUUGUGAGAAGCAGAAGGAGGACCCAGAGUUGGCAAAAAUCAUUCAAGACAUUGAGGAAGGAAAAGAUAGCCCAUUUGAAAUGGUAGAUGGCAUGUUGAAGAUGAAUGGAAGAGCAUGUGUUCCUAAUGUUGAUAACUUGAGGAAGGAGAUCCUAGAUGAAGCCCAUUCUUCUGCUUAUGCUAUGCACCCAGGAGAAACUAAAAUGUAUCACACAAUCAAACCAUAUUUUUGGUGGCGUGGGAUGAAAAAGGAAGCGGCUGAACAUGUUUUCACAUGUCUAGUAUGUCAGAGAGUUAAGGCAGAACAUCAAGCUCCCGUGGGAAAACUGCAACCACUUCCAAUUCCAGAAUGGAAGUGGGAAAGAAUCACAAUGGAUUUUGUACAUGGUCUCCCAUCAUCAAGGGGAAAAGAUGCAGUAUGGUUUAUUGUGGACCGACUGACCAAAUCGGCUCACUUUUUACCCAUUAGAUGGAAACCAUCACUGGAGACUUUGUCUCAACUAUAUAUUAAGGAGAUUGUCAGAUUGCAUGGUGUGCCAAUUUCUAUUGUCUCUGAUCGAGACCCGAGCUUCACAUCUCGGUUUUGGCAAAGUUUACAUGAUGCCUUGGGAACUAAAUUACAUUUUACUUCAGCUUAUCAUCCUCAAACAGAUGGGCAGAGUGAACGAAUCAUCCUAACUUUGGAGGAAUUACUUCGAUCAUGUGUAAUGCAAUGGGAGGAAUCAUGGAUUGACCAUUUGCCCCUGAUCGAGUUUGCUUACAACAAUCAGUACCAUAGUAGUUUGGGUGUUCCACCAUAUGAAGAACUUUAUGGGAGAAAAUGUAGAACACCAUUAUGUUGGGAUGUAGAAGGAGCAAGGCAAAUUUCAGGGCCAGAGAUAGUUCAGAUCACAGUUGACAAGGUCAAAGAAAUCAGGGAGCGUUUGAGGGUGGCUCAAGAUCUGCAGAAAGUUUAUGUUGACACGAAUAGGCGUGAAGUUAAUUUUGAAGUGGGUGAGAAAGUAUUUCUCAAAGUGUCACCAUGGAAAGGGGUGAUGAGAUUUGGUAAGAAAGGGAAACUUGCACCUCGGUAUAUUGGGCCAUAUGAAAUCACAAAGAAGAUUGGACCAGUGGCUUAUAAGUUAGCAUUGCCUCCUGAACUAUCCCAAAUCCACAAUGUAUUUCAUGUUAAUAUGCUGAAGAGGUACAAAGUGGAUCCUUCCCAUGUUAUACAACCAGAAGAGAUCGAGUUGAGUUCAGAUUUGACUUUUGAGGAGGUUCCAGUUGAGAUUGUUGAUUUUCAGAUUAAGAAUCUUCGUAGGAAGGAAAUCCCAAUGUUGAAAGUGGUUUGGAGAAAUCAAGAAAGUGAGAGUGCUACCUGGGAAACUGAAGCAAGUAUGCGAGAGAAGUACCCUAAGUUAGUAGCAACCUAUUUUGCAGGUUAACAAUCUUGCCUAAUAAGUUAUGUUUUCAGCUUGUUGAUGUGCUUUGUUGUGAUAGCCCAGUAUAGGUUUUUGAAACCUAAACAUGGGAACUUGAGGUGUUAUGUGUUAUUUUCUAUGUUAUGAAUCGCCUACUCUAAGAGUUAGGUAAUGGUUUAUCUAUGAUAGACCAUGUCAAGGGUAAGUAAGCGGACUUAGAGUACCACUCAAGGUUAGAUUUUGGGGACGAAAUCUUUUAAGGAGGGGAGAAUUGUAACAUCCCGUUAAGGCAAAACCCAUAUUUCGAUCGCUAGAAAGUUUGCGAUUUAAAAUCGAGCAUUUUGGCAAUAUUUCGGCGAAAAUAGGAUUAUCGAUCGAUCGGAUAAGUAUACGUAUUAAUUAAUUAUAUAUAUAUAUAUAUACUGCGUCCAUUUAAUUCCCUGUUCAUUUAAUUAUCUUCAUCUUCUUUUCACUUUCCACCGAGAGAAGCAAAACCAGAGAGCCGCGAACAGGGGAGCGUCGUGGAAAAAUUUCACAGCUUAAUUCUUGAGCUACAGUGAUCCAAAAAUCCGGUAAGUAAUGCCUAAUUCAUCCAUACAUCGUGAUUUAUCGAUUUAGAGCUUUAAAACGAGUUUUUGGUUCAGGAAUUUCUUGAAUUCACGAUAAGCCAAAUUAGGGUUUCGGAGUAUCCGGAAGCCGGAUUGAGCCCAAAUUUCAUAUACGAGCUUCCUGCAGCGAGGUAAUCAAUACUCUAGUUCUAAUCCCUGAAUUUCGGCAAUUAUUUAGGUCGAGGUCCUAAUCGCUGAAUUUAGCUCCGACUAGGGUUUGAUGUGUUUUAAUCAAGAAUUUGACCCGGAGCCCAUAACUAAUAUUGACGGGGAUACUGCAGGGGAUAUUAGGACAGUCUCAGAUUUUAAUUCGGGGUUCGUUCGUGAAAUUGACGUUUUAGUACGGGAAGGUUAAACCGGUGUUUGAACGACCAGAACUGUGAAGAAUUAGCACGGCAUACCGGGUUUGUCGUAUCACGAUAAUUAUAUUGAUGCUUAGAAUUGAUCUAGGUGAACUAGAAUGGCAUGAUUAGGGGUGUAUGAGCUUUUGUGCUAUAUGUUGAACCCUAGAUUGCUGUAUGAUAUUAUUGACUUGCCCUAAUCGAUAUGAACCUUGUUUAUGCUGAUGAUUGUGUAUAUGUUGCAAAUUGUGGUCUUGAAUGUUAAUAUGCUUUACGAUGGUUCGAGAAGGUGAUUAGGUAUGAUUUUUCAUGAUUGUUGUAUUUGGAUGCACAAGUGGGGGAAAUAAACUUCCCAGGGUGAUAUUAUGAUGUUUAAGGAGGAUGACUUGCACGAGGGUUUAUCCCGAGGAAGUGCAAUUAUACGACUCCUGAUUUACCUAUGUUGAGCCAAUUAUGGCCAGGUCAAGUACAUAUGCAAGUAAUGAAUUAUGAUUAAGCAAGAUGAGAUAUGAAUCAUGUAUAAUGAUACCAAAUAUGAGUGUUGUGGUCUCACGGUUAACUACAUAGUAAUUAGGGUUCCCUAUGCUAUUACUCUAUUAUGAUAUGUAUGAUAGUCACACCUCUCAUUACGAGAUAUGACCACUCCAAGAGCGGUGUCGGGGUCUGACUACACCCAUAGUGGUGUGGGGUAUGUAUGACCACAUCCGACGGGAUGUUGGGGUAUGUAUGACUAUAUCCGACGGGAUGUGGGGUAUGUUUCCAGGGAGAGUUAUUAGCAUGGGAGUAGCCAGGCGCCUAUGAUUAAAACAUGAUAAGAUGCAUAUGCAUAAGUCAAGGUGGUUGAGUCUUUUGCCUAUUGGGAUGUUGGAGGGAUGAGAUCUGAUGCCAGUGCUUUGGCCUGUUUGCUAGAUGUAUGGUAGUGGUAUGCUUUGUUAUGAACUCACGAUGCUAUGAUUAUCUCACUCAGCUAUGAGCUGACCCUCUUUAUAGUUUUUCUCUGCUUAUGCCAUGUGUAAGCAAAUCAUCAUCAUCAGCAGCAGUAGAUAGGUGUAUAGGUGGGAGCUGAGCAAGAGUUGAAGGCAAGAUGAGGUAUGGUCUUCAACUAUUCUAUGCUUGGACUACUACUCGGGAUUUUGGCCAGUGAUCCACACAUUUUUGUAAAAAAAUUUUGAGAACGUUUUUCAUGUGCAUACUAGCUUCUGAUCUAGUGUGAGAUAUCCACCGGUGUGGAAAGUUGAUGAUAUGUGUAUAUGUUGUGUAACUGUGUAAGUUGUGACGAUUAUGGUAUGUAUAAGUAUGGUAUGCAGUUGUGGAGUAUGAAAAGUGUGACUAUGGCUAAGAAAAGCCAAUGCAUAUGGUUGUUAGUAUAUAUGUUUGUGAUGAAUUAUUUUUGCAGGAUAAGUUGCAAGAACUGUUAGCCCAUUACGCGAGUAAUUCAUGUCGAAAUUUUAUUUUGGUAAAUUUUGAUAAUUAAUGUAACACCCGAGAUUAUUUCCGCUGCAAUUGUAUGAUCAAUAUGAUUAGGUAAUACAUAUAGGGUAGGGUGUUACACUACUCAACCCCCUUUCUAGUCGAGCCCUGAUUUGAUAGAGAUGUUCGAAAAUGGCAGUGACAAGCCUCUACAAAUAGCCUGAUGUCGUAUCCUCGUUGAACCCUUUAACUAUUUAGCUCAUGUUACUUAUGGACACCAGUGGGGUGUUUAUACUCUCAAGUUUAGUGGGGGUGCUCAAACUCUCGACACCGGUAGGGUGUGCACACUCUGCUGCAAAAAUUAUUGAUAUCGACUAAGUAUUUAUAAAUCACUCGACACCAGUGGGGUGCUUAUAUUGGCUUAAUAUGAAAAUCUCAUGGCUUAACUUUAGAACAAGUUGAUCUUAAAGUUUUUUUUUUUUGGAAAGAUGUCCAUCAUUUUGUAAAGAGAAGGAAUCAUUGAUGCAACCUUCUAAAUCAAAAUUGGUAGUAGUCACACAAUGUCCCAAAUUGGUGGAAAUGCAAAUGACAUUCUAUUCUUUAGUAUGAAGGAGAUUGUUUGAAACAUAAGGUAAUACGCAUUCAUGCUCAUUUGCUCAUGAGGAUUGACAUCAUUAUUGAAUAGAGCUUCGUCUUGCAGCGUGCCAACUAAUCCCAUGAGUUGUCAAUGGGUGAUUGUCGAUGUAUGGACGAUUGGCUUCUUCUUAUAAUUUUCGACAAACUUAUCGUGGGUUGUCGUUGAAGUUUGGACAAUUGGCUUAUUCUUUGAAUUUUCGACAAACUUCUCGUGAACAUGGCAACUUGUCAUUUCAUUUCUUCAUAUAUGGUUGACCUUCUUUUGGUGUCAUCAAAUUGCUUCUAGACUGAACUCCGUAAUGAGCACAACCUUGGAACUUGUACUCAAAGGUUGACUUUAUCCUUGUGAAUGAGCAACUUUAGAGAAUCUUUGUCAUAUCAUGGUUAAAUUGUGACAUGUUGCUAACUGAGAUGAGUGUAUAAUAGUCAUGCUAAAUGAGAUGAAUGUAAGAUAGUCGUGUUAAAUGGUACGAUUGUGCGUAUGAAAGAUGUUUUUUUUUUGUGGAUGCAAGAAUGUUUGAACAUUUACCAUCAUGAUUGGUUUUAAACGAGUGAACAACGAACUAACGAAAGAAUGCUAGUGUCACGGAUUUUGAUAAACUUUGCAUAGCAUCUAACCACGACAUUCAUGUAUAACCGAUGAAUCAUAAUUCGUUACAUCAUAAACAAACAUGAAUCAUAAGCACAUCAUCAUAUUCAAACCAACUUAGGGUUUUAAGCGGUUUAGCAACAAGGUUUAAGGUAGGUUUCAGGAUAAGUUGCGGUUUAGGUAAUUUCUAGGUAAACUAUAUGCUGGAUAGGGAUCUUAAGGAAUCAGACUCCCAAGUUGUACCACACUAUAACCCUUUCGAGUUUAGCAUGAUACCUCAAAUCAUCCUCGGAUUUGAGUUCAACCUGGUUGGGAAGUUUUCACAUUUCCCCUACUAUUGUAGGAGUCACGGUACUUUCUUCCUUUUUUUCUAUAAGGACAGCUCGGGUAUAGAGCUUUUAUGAAUGAAUGCAAAUAAUUAAAUGUGAUACAAAUUAAAUGCGCAAAUACAAAAAGUAAACACCCAGCAAAUCAAAGAUAGUAAGAAAACUUAUCGAUAUAAAUAAUAUAGCUCGACUCUCAAAUUGGUCCCCAACGGAGUUGCCACUGUCGCAACCGCACCUCGAAAUCGGGGAGUUAGUCGCGAAACGCUCGGAGUCGCCAUCGACUUUACUUUCUGGUGGGUCGAGCACCAUUUGGUCCGAUUCCAACCUUAGGGUCAGAACCGGGAUUUGGUCUGCGAAAUUUAGGUUUAUGGGUUCGGGAGUACAGUUGUGUGUGGGGAAGUGUAUUCACACCCCACAACGCCCCAAAUGGGUACUACUUAAAUCGAUAAGUUUUUCUAAGAAUUGGGUGUAUUAUUAUUUGCGGCUUUCUUGAUGUAUUUAAUUAUAUGAUUUGAUUAAUUAGAUAGUUAUUAUUUAAAAUUUGUUAAUUACGUAUUUUGGAGUCCAAUUGGACUAAUGAGUUAAAAUUGGUAUACAAUUAGAUUAUCUGUCUAUUGAUGCAAAAUCAAGAAAGUAAUGAAAAUAUUUUUUAUUAGUUGGACUCGAACCUAUUGGUUCAUGUAUGAUAUAUAAGCUAUGUGAUCAUGUUUCCAAAAAUAUAAGAAAUUCAAGUCUAUCUCAUGAGUUAAUUCGGAAUUGAAUAGAAAGAUUCUGCUAAAUUAUUGCUUCAUCUAGUGCCUACGUACCCGAGUUAAUCGGGAUCAAAGUCCACGUAGUUCGGUAAAUUGAGAUGAUUUUGAAAGAGGAAACCUAACACGUAUAAUUGCUUCGUGUUUAAGUUUUGAGAUUGAGAAAAUAAAUUUGAUAUGUGGAUUUGUUAAUCGAACUAUUAAUAAUUUUGAAUAAAUUUCUUCAGAAUAUCACGAUCUAUUGAUCAUAAUUUCGUAUUAAGCAACAUUAAGCUCAUAAAGUAAAAAGAAGAUGUUAACUUAGCAAGUAUUAAUUGAGUAGCCAAGUCGAUUCCUAGAACACAUUUAGGGGUCAUUGUUCGACACACUCGGAGAGGCUCUCUCGGUUGGCGAGAGUGAAACUUUGGCGGUGGAAACCCUAGGUUUUCCGACUACAACUCGGUGACUACAACUUUUACGAGGAAGACGAGGUCAAAAUCUCGCUGGAGCUCUCAUAGCGUCUUCAAAACUCUUUCUGCUCACACAAAGAUAUUCCAUCAAAAGAAAGUCGGCGCUCAAUAACGGCGGAGAAAAUCCUAAGUUGUUUUAGAAUGAAAAGGUUGAAGAGUGUAACCCACGCUACAUCAACAAUGGCAUCAACAAACAAUAGAUAGGAGGAAGCAGGGCUAAAGGCAGCUGCAGGCGACAUACAAGAUCCCGCGGCAGGGAUAGAAAAACAGCUCCACCAAAUCACUCUGGAUGAAGAUGACGAAGAACCUUUAGAGGUGGAAGACUUAGAUAUCGAUGUAGUCAGAAUGGAGUCGGUCCGCCAUCUGGGUCUGGUAGGCAGACUGUUCGCUUUUCAAUUUCUGGAGAUGGACGACCGCAACAAAGUCUGUUAUGGAGGACCCUGGCACUAUGAAAAUAACGCUAUGCUGUUCAUGGCAAGCUGGUGGAUUGAAAAACCAAUUCCAACAGAUUUCCACAAGAUGGAAAUAUGUAUCCAAAUAAAGCACUUUCCAGCAGAGCUCCAAACUCAGUUAAUGGCAGAGAAAGUGGCAAACAGAAAAGGCGAGUUUGUGUUCUUUGAUGAUAGUUCAGAGAAGAUGUGGGAUGAUUUCCUCUAUUCUGCCAUUCAUGUGGUAGAAUAGGACUUGUAAAGACAAAAUGCCCACAACCUUCGGGUUUAGCUGUCGACCCUUAUGGUUUUGAUAUGAGAUCAGCACCUCCGGCCCCAAGAAAUUGGCUGUCACACAAGGCAAAGAAGGAAGAGGCUAAUAUAUGGAGGCAGCUUAGAAGGAAGUUCGACCUAGAAAGUUCUGGUUCAACUUCAAUGGAGACAGGUCCUAAUGAGAUGGACAAACAACCACAAGAGACUGUAGACAAGGGAAACAAGCAAGCUACUGAGAUACCCAAGUCCACUGGCAAAAACCACCGGAGGGGGGGCUGAAGAUGAACGUCGAUGCGAUGGUGCUGGCUGGCCAGGGAACAGGCUACGGAGUAGUGGUUCGAGAUAGGGGUGGGCAAACGGUUCGGUAAACCCAAACCGAACCGAACUGAAACCAAAUUAAACCGAACCGAAACCAAAUUAAUGUUAUUCGGUUCGGAAUUGGGAAAGAAAAUAUGGUUAGUUCGGAAACCAGAGUUCUUUCAACUGAACCGAAUUUCCGACCGAAAAACCGAAAUACUAUAAUUGCAAGCUCUAAAUGAUGGAUUUUUAUGUUUGUAGUUGUUUUAAGACUUAAAUAUUUGAAAUGUUUUAUGACUUAUGUGUUGAAAAGUUUGAUUUUAUCAUUGAUGAUGCAUAUAUUUGAUAUUUAUUAUUUAUAUUAGGGGUGAAAAAUAAAUUAAAAGUGAGAAAAUACAAGUAGCUUCACAAAUUCGGUUUUGCUUGAAAAACCGAACCGAAUUAUAAUUCGGUUUAAACCGACCAAACCAAACUAUUAUUCGGUUCGAAUUCGGUUUGAGGUUUGGAAGAAUUCGGGGACCCGGUAUUCAUAAUUUCGGUUCGGUCGAAACCGAACCGACCGAAUGCCCACCCCUAGUUUGAGAUGAGAUUGGGGAACUUCCGGUACGUAGCAAUUUGAAGAGAGAGAGGCCAAUGGCCACGGGAGAUAGCUGAAAUCCGGGCGAUUCAGUUUGGUCUCCGACUGAAGGAAAUGCACGAACUCCAGCAGCUCGUGGUUGAGACUGAUUGCCAGACUGUGUUCCUAUCGCUUCAACUUUGAGGAUGAGGGGUCUCCAAGGUCUUUGUCGCUAUUGUCGUUGCCUUUCCACUGUUUGCUUGUUGUCGUCUCUUUUCUUUUUGUUUUGUCGAUACUUGAUAAGAAGAACAGGCCGAGUCUCUUUUUUGGUGUAUGGCUUUGCUUUUCGUUGUGAUGGUGGGUCUAAUUUGAGCUAUCUAUAGUGGGUAAGAUGGCUUUUGCUUGCUGUUUGGUGAAGGGUAUAGCUGGCUGCCUCUUCCACUAACUUCUGGGAGCUUUGCUGGUUACUACUGCCUUCUGAUCCUCCUUUUCUUUUUAGUUUUCUUUUUGUUGUAUGUGUUCUGUUGGUGUGGGGAAGACAAACGAGUGGGAAUGGGAUUUUUCUUAUUGUCCUCUUCUGAUUCUUUGUUGUGAGUGUUUGUUUGGGUUUGGAAGAGAAAGAAGCCUCUUUGUUUUAUAUUGUGUGUAUGGUUGGUCUGUGAGUGAGAAAAACUAGAAGAAGAUGUAGGUGAGAAGAAAAAGAAACAGAAGAAAGUGGACUGCUUUGUUUUUCUUGGUGAAGGGAAACAGAAGGAAAGAGUGUAAAUCCGUAUGGAAAAUGAAGGAAGACGAAGGAGGGAACCGCCCCUUUCCAGAUUUCUUGCUGCUGCCGUUUGCUUUCUCCUUUUUCUGGUGUAUGCUUUUUCGUAUGUUUUGUACGUGGCUAAAAGAAGUAAGAAGAAAGGAGCGUAAGUGGGAUUUUCUUUUGCAGAGUUUUGUUCUCUCUUUUCUGCUCUGUUUUUAUCGGUAUUAGGAGAGGAGGUCUUGUACUCUCAUCAUUGUCUGUCUUUGUUUCAGGAAGUGGAGACGUGGGGAAGAAGAAGCUGUCUCUAGAGAAAAGGUUCCAAGAGAAGUCCUCUGUUUAUGUGGGUUUGUGGUAAAGAGAAAGAAGAGAAGUGGUUCUGUGUGUGCAAAGAGGAAGGGAGUUUGGAAAUGAUCAAGAGAUGAAGAUGAAGAAGAAGGAGAGAGGGAGUCUGCGCCAUUUUUUUUUUUUGGUAUGGAACAGAUGGAUUUUUAUAGAAAAAGAAAACUUGUUCCCAAAG
Messenger RNA from Linum trigynum, 19607 nucleotides. Lineage: Eukaryota; Viridiplantae; Streptophyta; Magnoliopsida; Malpighiales; Linaceae. The record is from the annotation of a GenBank genome assembly.